AAUAAAAGCAAAGCUCCUCCUCCCAACUGAAGCAAAACAAAAUGGCGAAAUCUCAGAUCUGGUUUGGUUUGGCCUUACUGGCGUUGCUUCUAGUUUCAGCCGUGGCUGACGAUGUGGUUGUUUUGACGGACGAUAGCUUCGAGAAGGAAGUUGGUAAAGAUAAAGGAGCUCUUGUCGAGUUUUACGCUCCCUGGUGUGGUCACUGCAAGAAACUUGCUCCAGAGUAUGAAAAGCUUGGGGCAAGCUUCAAGAAAGCUAAGUCAGUGUUGAUUGCAAAGGUUGAUUGUGAUGAGCACAAGGCUGUCUGUACCAAAUAUGGUGUUAGUGGAUACCCGACCAUUCAAUGGUUUCCUAAAGGAUCUCUUGAACCUCAAAAGUAUGAGGGUCCACGCAAUGCUGAAGCAUUGGCUGAAUACGUGAACAAGGAAGGAGGCACCAACGUAAAAUUAGCUGCCGCUCCACAAAACGUGGUUGUUUUGACACCUGACAAUUUCGAUGAGAUUGUUCUGGAUCAAAACAAAGAUGUCUUAGUCGAAUUUUAUGCACCAUGGUGUGGCCACUGCAAAUCCCUCGCUCCUACAUACGAAAAGGUAGCCACCGUGUUUAAGCAGGAAGAAGGUGUAGUCAUCGCCAAUUUGGAUGCUGAUGCACACAAAGCCCUCGGGGAGAAAUAUGGAGUGAGUGGAUUCCCGACGUUAAAAUUCUUCCCAAAGGACAACAAAGCUGGUCAUGAUUAUGACGGAGGCAGGGAUUUAGAUGACUUUGUAAGCUUCAUAAACGAUAAGUCUGGGACCAGCAGGGACAGUAAAGGGCAGCUAACUUCAAAGGCUGGUAUAGUUGAAAGCUUAGAUGCAUUGGUAAAAGAGUUAGUUGCAGCAAGUGAAGAUGAGAAGAAGGCAGUGAUGUCCCGCAUUGAGGAGGAAGCAAGUAACCUAAAGGGCUCCACAGCAAGGUAUGGAAAGCUUUACCUGAAACUCGCAAAGAACUACAUAGAAAAAGGUUCAGGCUAUGCUAGCAAAGAAACCGAGAGGCUUGGACGCGUCCUUGGCAAGUCGAUAAGUCCAGUGAAAGCUGAUGAACUCACUCUCAAGAGAAAUAUCCUUACCACGUUCGUUUCUUCUUCUUAAAGCCAUAGCUUGAAGCGAUAAGAGAAUAGGAGUCUGAGAGGCUCUAUAACUGAUACGAUUUGUAGAGUCGUCGUCUUGAUAUUUUGUGUUUGUCAAGAUCAAGAUCUGUGGUUAUUUGAUCUGGAUAGUUCUGAAACUGUUUUGGACUUAGUUUUCUCUGUCUUUUGGUGACGAUAAUCAUAAACUUCAUUCCCUGUUGAAAAGAGUUUAAAAAUGUUCAA
This is a messenger RNA of Capsella rubella, 1348 nucleotides long. Its product is annotated as protein disulfide-isomerase like 2-1. NCBI's taxonomy places the organism in Eukaryota, Viridiplantae, Streptophyta, Magnoliopsida, Brassicales, Brassicaceae. The transcript has 10 exons. The record is from RefSeq and is a predicted model, not a curated record. Bases 42 to 1127 code for a protein of 361 amino acids. Gene Ontology annotation, cellular component: endoplasmic reticulum. Gene Ontology annotation, molecular function: protein disulfide isomerase activity. Gene Ontology annotation, biological process: protein folding.